Lepisosteus oculatus (spotted gar) is the source of this 5404-nucleotide messenger RNA. Lineage: Eukaryota; Metazoa; Chordata; Actinopteri; Semionotiformes; Lepisosteidae. The record is from RefSeq and is a predicted model, not a curated record.
UUAAUGAAAACGCUUCGACAGCAGGAAACUUAACACUUGCGCCACGCUGUUACCCGCAGUUUCACACCAUCGGCGCCCCGACAGGAGCCGCUUCACAAUCACUUCGAGACAGAAGGGUUAUUGUGCAGCGCGCCUGGCAGGGGUGAGGGGUUCACAGCAAUCAUUUACUUCGCAAUUCUGCGUUAAAGCUGAUAAUUGUGUGGAAAACAGCCUCCUUCCCACGCGACAAACAAUCAGACUUUCAAACGAGGAAUUGUAUUGGAGGGAUGUGAUGGUUAACUCGGAUUCUCUGUUUACGCACAGUACACGUCGCUCUAGACAGAGUAUCAAUAUUUCACUAAAUAAAUAAGUCACUGUGAUAUUCGCAUUACAACUUGGUAUUAUUAUUAUAUCAACUUAUUUACAGAAUUCUCUUGUAGGAUCGUCUGGAAAGAACGUGCAAUUUUUUAGUACUGAGCUUGUUUCAGUUUUAGCCUUAGCUUGUAUUCUUUGCUUCUUUGUAAGUCGUGGUGUCUCCGAGCGAGUGCACGCUAUUCGUGUGUUUUAUUGUGGGAAAUAGUCGGAAUACCGCCGGCGGGUGGUUAUUUGCGACAGCACUGCAUGAAGUUUUUGAAAACGGAGUAGCUCUUAACUGCUGCAAUUCAAGAAAGGAACUGAUUACGAGUUGAACAUCUUGGCCAGAACAAAGUGAAGUUCAGUCCACACAGCCCUCAGUCCAGACACCGCUCUCAGAAUGAAGCUGCUUCUCCUCCUCGCCCUGGUUGCAUUCCUGGAGGCCAGGCCACAGCGACCAGCAGACAGCAAAUGCAAGACGGGGCCUAUCGACUUGGUGUUCAUCAUCGACAGCUCGCGCAGCGUGCGGCCCUUUGAAUUCGAGACCAUGCGCAAAUUCAUGAUUGACAUCAUCCACACGCUGGACGUGGGCGCCAAUGCCACCAGAGUGGGCGUGGUGCAGUACUCCAGCCAGGUGCAGAACGUCUUCUCGCUCAAGAGCUUCACGCGCAAGGCCGACAUGGUGAAGGCCAUCAACGAGAUCAUCCCACUGGCGCAGGGCACCAUGACGGGGCUGGCCAUCCAGUAUGCCAUGAGCGUCGCGUUCUCGCCUGAGGAGGGGGCACGGCGCGGCGUCCCCAGCGUGGCGGUGAUCGUGACAGACGGGCGACCACAGGACCGGGUGGCAGAAGUGGCCGCCCAGGCGCGAGACCGAAAGAUCGAGAUCUAUGCUGUGGGAGUGGCCAGAGCUGACAUGACGUCUCUGCGCGCCAUGGCCUCCCCGCCUCUGAAGGACCAUGUCUUCCUGGUGGAGUCCUUCGACCUCAUCCACCAGUUUGGCCUGCAGUUCCAGGACAAGCUCUGCGGUGUGGAUUUGUGCACCGAGAUGGACCACGGCUGUCAGCACAUCUGUGUGAGCUCUCCUGGGUCGUACCACUGUGAAUGCCGUGCAGGGUAUACCCUGAAUACUGACAGCAAGACCUGCUCAGCCAUCGACCUGUGUGCAGGGGGCAAGCACAGCUGUGAGCAGAUCUGCGUCAGCUCUCCAGGGUCCUACACCUGCCGCUGCCGGGCUGGCUUCUACCUGAACCAGGACAAGAUGACGUGCACAAUGAUCGACUACUGUUCGUUUGGAAAUCACAGCUGUCAGCAUGAGUGUGUCAGUGUCCUGAACGGCUACUUUUGUCGCUGUAAUGAAGGAUACACACUCCUGGAUGAUGGGAAGACCUGCCAGUUGGAGGACCUGUGUAACACCGUGGAGCACGGCUGUGAGCACCGCUGCGUCAGCGCCCCCGGCUCCUACCACUGUGUCUGCCCUGAGGGCCAGCUGCUGCAGGAGGAUGGGAAAAGCUGCAGCACCUGCAGGAGCGCCAAUAUCGACCUGGUGAUGGUCAUCGAUGGCUCGAAGAGCGUGCGCCCACAGAACUUCGAGCUGGUGAAGCAGUUUGUGAACCAGGUUGUGGAUUCUCUGGACGUCUCGGCCCACGGCACACGGGUGGGGCUGGUCCAGUACUCAAGCCGAGUGCGUACCGAGUUUCCACUCAGCCAGUACAAGAGUGCUGAGGACAUCAAGAAUGCCGUGCUGAAGGUAGAGUACAUGGAGAAGGGCACUAUGACCGGGCUGGCACUCAAACACCUGGUGGAGAACAGCUUCUCUGAAGCCGAGGGUGCUCGUCCACCCAGCAAGGGCAUCCCCAGAGUCGGCCUGGUGUUCACCGAUGGGCGAUCCCAGGAUGACAUCACUGAGUGGGCUAAGAAGGCCAAGGAUGCUGGCAUCACCAUGUACGCGGUGGGGGUGGGCAAAGCAUUGGAGGAGGAGCUGAGGGAAAUUGCCUCCGAGCCGGUGGACAAGCACUUCUUCUACACCACUGACUUCACUGCCAUCAACCAGAUCGCGGAGAACCUCAAACUCAACAUCUGCGCAGAGGAGAGCCAGGGCGAGAUUGAGGUGAAGGACCCAUGUGCCUGCGAGAGCUUGGUGGAGUUCCAGCAAAGCACCUUGAGCACCCUGGAGCAGCUGACACAGAAACUGGCAGGGAUGACGGCCCGGCUGGAAGAUCUGGAGAACCAGCUGCUGUCCAGGAAGUGAGGUGCAGAUCUUCUGUUGAAGGGGGCUCCUGUCACUCAACUCUGUACUCUCUGUAUUAAGGGUUCUCUGUGACCACAACCUGCUUGUAUAACAGAAACACUAACAUCAUUCAGAACACACUGGGACCUGGCUCACAGUAGGAUCUUCACCUCACACACUGUCCAGACUAUGAAGGUGAUGAGCCAGGCUUGGGUUUCCAUUGUAAAUGCUGAUAAAUCCCACAAUCAGGCCGCUCAAGAUUCAUCUGUUGCUUUAAUUGUUGAUCAUCCUGCUGAAUACAAUUUCUCUCUCUCUAGUUUUUUUCAUAAAACCUUACCCCCCUCACUACAUUGAAAAAAUAACCCUUUAUCUUUCUUUUUUACAGUAAAAGAGCAAGAAACAGGCACUACUGUAUAUCAGCUCUAAUAUCUCUUAGUGGGCAGCAGAGCCAAAAUCUUAUCAUCAUGGGUUUUUAUUUUAUGUCUUUUAAUGUAAAAGAAGUUAUAUUUGCUUCUUGAUAUAAUUAUUAAAAAAGGAAACUGGUAUCUAUGUUUCUAAAUGAUAUAUUAAAUAUAUUUACAAAAUAACUCAGUUAAUCAGUUAAUACAAGUAUUUCAUACUGUCAUUUAAACUUUGCUGACACAGUUGUUUAUAUAAAAGAAAAAAUAUUUAUUGAAUAACAAAAGGUAAAUGCAAUAUUGAGUCUGUUUUAAAUAACAACUGUAAAUAUUUUUUUCUGUAAUGAAAACUGAAGGAGGGAUAAGUAGAGACAACACACAGCACAUCCCGAACAUGCACUGCAAAUGGAAUGGGUUUCCCUGUCUGUAAAGCCAGUCUGGGGUCAUAUCCCUGAUUUCAGGUGACAAUACUCCAAGGAUAUGAAUUCUUCAAACACCAUCUUAUCUGGUAGGAUACCAGAAGGCUUUACAGUAUCUUUAUCUCAAAGGAAUUGAAUAGUUAAUGAAUUAUCCAUUUUGUUAAUUCAGGUGGUAGUAGUCAACCCAGUAUUUGCAGUGCUGUGAAGAGAGGAAGUCUCACAGGUAAAGACUGGACUGUAACAGUCUAUUACGCCGCCAGUGUACAUUCCUUUCCACGUGAACACCUCUCUUGCUGGGUGUGGAAAGCUAUGUAGCCACAGCACUCUGAAGAACAGAGUCUUCCCUGCUCACCACAGAAUGCGCAGGGUCUGCGCUCAGCCACUCCAGUGAGAACUGCUGAGUUCUCGGUGAUGAUGGGCAGGAACGAUAAGCACAUUUUUGUAAUCAUACAGGGUAAUUCAGCUAAAGACUUAUGUAAGAGAAAUGCUCAUGUAGUGUGCUUACCUUAUAUAAUGUUAAUCAAUGUCAAAAAGUAUAGAAGACACAAAGCUGUUUCUUUGAAAGUGUCAUUCAUACAUUGCAAUCUAGGAGAGAUGGUUUAGCUUGGGUAGCUUUCACAUUACUUUCAACAUCUCCAGCUUUAGAAAUAAUGAUCAUUCCAAAGUGAAACCCUGGGGUUUUUUUAAUAGCCAGUGUGGAAGAAUGUCAUCAUAUGUUUCAAAAAUACAACAAAAAAACACUGUAGCUCAUAUCAUACUGUAGUAUCAUCCCUUCUCUUCUCGAAGUUUCCGCAUGACAGAAAGCUUUCUAUGUUAAUUGUUGCACAUAUCCCAACAUAGACCAAGGAUGCAUUCAAAAUUUAAAUUCAAUUGUUUUUUAAAAUAUAUUUUUACAUACGAUCUGUUCCAGAACAUCACAACGACAAUCUUGCUGAUUAAGAAAGGAAUGUCCUGCUGUUAUCCUGCAUUCACUGCUUUUGUCUGGUGUUACUGUGAGGUGAUAGGAAGGCCACAAACUGAAUUAAUCCUGUGAAUGAGAUUAUAGGCCAGAUGUUCAAUCUUAUGUUCAAUAUUAGAAGAGUCAUCCUCUAUAAACCAGAUUUUUAUAUUUCCAUAUAAAAGAGGGAAAUAUAAAAGCUCCAUUAAAAUUCUGCUCUUGCUGGAUUUCUGUACUAAUAUUUCUUUGCUCCUGUGUUGUAUUUUAAAUAAAGAAAAUUCUACUUUUCUGCAGAUGUUUCUGCAGAUAUUUGUGAAAAUUUGUGAACUCAGACUACCAUAUUAUUUAAUAUGUAACUCUAUAUACUGUUUUUAUCUGUAUAUUUCCUAACAAUCAUUUUUGUAAUAAAAUAAUUAAAAAAAUAAAUCCGUAUUAUUGCAGACAGUAAUAAAAAAUUUUACUUUUUGGUUUCCAAAAUAAAAUAUCAAUAUUGAAUUUAAUCAUCGCAAUUGCAAACUGAUGCUUUUUAUGCAUGUUUAUGCAAACUUGUUCAUGCAAAGGGAGUUUUCUGAGAUACAACCUAAGCAGGAGACACAGCUCUUUAACUACCAGUCAGAGGUCAACAGUGCAGCCCAGGCUGUGCAGAGCUGGCGAAGAGGCCUGUCAGAAAGAUUGCUAAUUGUUCUUGCACAGAGUUGUGCUUUUCUCAGGUGAGCCCCAUUCUCUUCCCAUUAGCAUGCUUAAUAAGUCCCUUGAAUGCCAAUUGUUCCCUUAAAAACAAGUGCCAUGUCACUCCUGACCUUUGUCAGUUGUGGCUAAUGAGGACUGAUGGGGACGAGGAGCCGGUUUCCAUUAAUGAUGUCUUUGGUGCCUUCCUGACAGGAUUCUACAGAGAGGCUGAAAUGUCAUAGAAUCCCCCAAGCCUUGUCAGUGAGACGGUAAUUAGCCUCACAUUACACUAAUACAACUGCAGCAAAACAGAGACCAGAACCUCCCUGUGUAAAAACAAACCUGAGAUGUAAAAAUUUAUGAAAGUGUUCUCAAUAGAAAUUUUGAGAACUCCUCUUUCAAUAUUCUGUAGGCUUUAUUC